Molecule: messenger RNA, 2399 nt
Organism: Lutra lutra (Eurasian river otter)
Lineage: Eukaryota; Metazoa; Chordata; Mammalia; Carnivora; Mustelidae
Gene: SLC23A3
Product: solute carrier family 23 member 3
Exons: 13
Coding region: 182-2029 (615 amino acids)
Biological process (GO): transmembrane transport
Cellular component (GO): membrane
Molecular function (GO): transmembrane transporter activity
Source: RefSeq, a predicted model, not a curated record
ACCGGACUUUGCUUUGUGCAGCACUUUGCCAAGAGCCGGAUCAUGAUUUUGGAACAUCAGGUCACCCGCCGUGGCGCAGCUUGUGGUACACCAGUGGCCAGGAAAGCAGCGGUAUCCGUUGGCGUCAUAGCUGCUGCAUCCAGGUUGAUGGGCAGCCAAGACAAGAAGCAAGCAGGGCAGCAUGAGCCGAUUAUCCCCCCACCCCAUCCAACUCCAAUCCACGGGCCCCCAGAAUGCCCCGGUUCCCCUGCUGCUGCCGCCGUCGCCGCCGCCACCACCUGAUGUACAAAAUCCCUCCUCUCACCCUUGGGCCUCUCAGUGUGGGCCUCCUCCCUGGGGCCUCAGCUGUCUUCUGGCUCUGCAGCAUAUCUUGGUCCUGGCUUCUCUGCUCUGGGCCUCCCACCUGUUCCUGCUUCCAAGUCUCCCCCCGGGAGAGCUCUCGUACUCCCCUGCCCAGCUCUUGGCCUCCAGUCUCUUUUCCUGUGGUGUGUCCACCACCCUGCAAGUCUGGAUAGGCAGCAGGCUUCCUCUUGUCCAGGCUCCAUCCUUAGAGUUCCUUGUCCCUGCUCUGGUGCUGACCAGCCAGAAGCUACCUCUGGCCAUCCAGACACCUGGAAACUCCUCCCUUGUGCUGCGCCUGUGUGGGGGGUCUGGCUGCCAUGGCCUGGGGCUCUGGAACACUUCUCUCAGAGAGGUGUCUGGGGCUGUGGUGGUAUCCGGGCUGCUCCAAGGCACCCUGGGGCUGUUGGGGGGUCCUGGCCACUUGUUCCCCCACUGUGGACCUCUGGUGCUGGCCCCCAGCCUGAUGGUGGCAGGCUUCUCUGCCCACAGGGAGGUGGCCCUCUUCUGCUCUACUCACUGGGGCCUGGCCUUGCUGCUUAUCCUGCUCGUAGUGGUCUGUUCUCAGCACCUGGCCUCCUGCCAGUUACCUCCCUGCCCCUGGAGGCCAGCUUCAAACUCUUCCCCUCAAGCUCCCAUUCCCGUCUUCCGGCUCCUCUCGGUGCUGAUGCCAGCGGCCUGUGUAUGGAUCAUCUCCGCCCUUCUGGGUCUGCGCGUCAUCCCCCCGGAGCUGUCUGCCUCCCCUGAGGUGCCAUGGGUCUGGCUGCCUCACCCAGCUGAGUGGGACUGGCCCUUGCUGACACCCAGGGCUCUGGCUGCGGGCAUCUCCAUGGCUUUGGCAGCCUCUGCCAGCUCCCUGGGCUGCUAUGCCCUGUGUGGCCGACUGCUGCAGUUGCCAUCCCCACCUCCACAUGCCUGCAGUCGUGGGCUGAGCCUGGAGGGUCUGGGCAGCGUGCUGGCUGGGCUGUUGGGGAGCCCUAUGGGCACGGCCUCCAGCUUCCCCAACGUGGGCACAGUGAGUCUUAUCCAGGCUGGCUCUCGGAGAGUGGUGUACUUGGUGGGGCUGUUCUGCAUGGGGCUUGGGCUCUCCCCGAGACUGGCCCAGCUCCUCACCGCCAUCCCACUGCCUGUGCUUGGUGGGGUCCUUGGGGUGACCCAGGCCGUGGUUCUGUCUGCUGGAUUCUCCAGCUUCCACCUGGCUGACAUUGACUCUGGGCGGAAUGUCUUCAUUGUUGGCUUUUCCAUCUUCAUGGCCCUGCUGCUGCCAAGAUGGCUUCGAGAGGCCCCAGUCCUACUGAGCACAGGCUGGAGCCCCUUGGAUGUGUUACUGCGCUCGGUGCUCACAGAGCCCAUCUUCCUGGCAGGAUUCUUGGGCUUCCUUUUAGAGAACACCAUUCCUGGCACAAGGCUUGAGCGAGGCCUAGGUCAAGGGCUGCAAUCUUCUUUCACUGCCCAAGAGGCUCAGCUGCCUCAGAAGUCCAGAGAGAAGGCUGCCAAAGAGUAUGAGCUUCCUUUCCCCACCCAAAACUUGCGUAUCUGUAUCCCCCAGCCCCUCCAUUGCCUCUGCCCGCUGCCUGAAGACCAUGGGAAUGAGGAAGGAAGGCCCUCUGAGCCAGGAGAGACAGCUGAUUUGUUGCCUGGCUUUGUGGAGCAGUGUCCUGAAUCUAGCAGAGAACUUGGGUCCCAGUGAUUACCGGGAGUCCUACUCCUUCCCCGGUUAGUUUACCGUAUCUCCCAGCUUGCUGGAGAGUCAGCUCCCAAGUUCUAAUUUCUCCUAAGAAGAAGGUGUGUGUUUGCGCAUGUGUGUGUGUGUAUGAGAAAUGGGCCCACCUAAAGGUCUCAUUUCCCAAUAGGUGUGUUGCCUUUCCUUUUCUUAAUUAGGCCUGACAACAACAACAAAAAUUAAUUAGGCCUAACUGUUCCACGUUCCAGGGAAGGGCCACGGUUUAGUGGGCUGUGAUCGAAUGAAUGAGAUUCUGCAUCUGAACUCUCUAUGGUCAAACCCCAGCAUUCACUUAACAAAUAUUUAUUGAAGGCCUUCCAUGUGCAAGGUUCUGGAA